CACCGUUGCACUCUCCCCCCCCACCCCCGCGCCGAGGCCGUGCAGUCCCCCCCGAGUCCCCCUCACCGGCUCUUCAUUACACUUCACUCCGGGCGCCGCAGCAGACACCAUCACAAUCCAAAAUGAGCAAGCUCGUCGCCAAAAUCCCCGUGAUGGCCAAAGCGGCUGUGGACUCCGCCACACCAAAAUUCAACACUUUCCUGCGGUACGCCAGGGUAGAGCUGGUGCCACCCACUCCUGCUGAGUUUGGUGGUGUUACUCAGGGCUUCAACAACAUCGUCAAGAGUGCGAAGACUGGUGCCUGGAAGAACAUGCCUGUCAAGGAUGCCUGGCGCAACACCCUUGUAACUGCUGAGGUCCUGUGUUGGUUCUUCGUUGGCGAGUGCAUCGGCAAGGGAACAUUGGUUGGUUACCAAGUCUAGAUAUAUCCCCAGGAUUCUGUAAACUUUAUGUAUGUAUGUAAUGUGUAGACAGAAUCAUCACUUGUAAAAAUUGAUAUCGAUAUAUACAUUUUAUGAACUAA
Eriocheir sinensis (Chinese mitten crab) is the source of this 523-nucleotide messenger RNA. RefSeq names its product ATP synthase subunit g, mitochondrial-like (gene ATPsynG). The transcript is spliced from 3 exons. Gene Ontology annotation, molecular function: proton transmembrane transporter activity. The coding region runs from base 123 to 422 and encodes 99 amino acids. Gene Ontology annotation, biological process: proton motive force-driven ATP synthesis. The record is from RefSeq and is a predicted model, not a curated record. NCBI's taxonomy places the organism in Eukaryota, Metazoa, Arthropoda, Malacostraca, Decapoda, Varunidae.